GUGUGGCUGCUUUAGCGACAGCCAAGCCAUCGUCUCCCUGCAUUCACCAAAAACCGUACGAAAAUCAGAGAGAAGAAGCAGAGAGAAUAACUGUGUAAGCCGAGAAGCUGAGACGGAGCAAUUGGUGGUGGAGCUUAAUCAGAGAAAAUUUCCCUUACUAUGUGAAUCGCAGGGACCGGAAUGAAUCCUUUUGCAAAGUGAAAGUCUCUGUUGUCAUGGAGAUCUUUUCUUCAACUUGAAUUCAUGGAGGUGAUUGGAUCAGUGAAACUGUUUUCAUCGUCACCGGCGAACACGGUUUCAGGCUUGAGUUACUCUCCCUCAUCUUAUUCUUCUUCCUUUUCUCCCAAGAAGAAGAAGAAGAAGAAGAAGCUGCUUGUAGUGUCGAAGAGCAAAAGGCAGCCUCAAACUUCAUCGGGUGCUUCUGAUCCUCCUCCGAGAAUUACGUCAAAUCUGAAGCAGAAUUUGCAGUUUCUGAAAUUAUGGAAGGAGUUUCAAAAGAGGAAAUCUGGCGCACCUAAGCCUGCUACUAGUUACCGGAAGAAGAAGGUAGAGAAGGAGGACCUCCCAGGAGAUACGGAGCUUUAUCGUGAUCCCACAUUGGCUCUUUACUAUACAAACCAGGGCAUAGACAACGCAGUCCCUGUCUUGCUGGUUGAUGGUUAUAAUGUGUGUGGCUACUGGGUGAAACUGAAGAAACAUUUUAUGAAUGGGAGACUUGACGUAGCUCGCCAAAAGCUAAUUGAUGAGCUUAUUACGUUCAGUAUGCUGAGAGAGGUCAAAGUCGUAGUUGUAUUUGAUGCGAUGCUGUCUGGACUCCCAACACACAAGGAAAACUUUGCUGGAAUCGAUGUGGUUUAUUCAGGUGAGUCGUGUGCAGAUACAUGGAUUGAAACAGAGGUUGUAGCCCUGAAGGAGGAUGGAUGCCCCAAAGUUUGGGUAGUGACUUCUGAUGUCUGUCAGCAGCAUGCAGCCCAUGGAGCAGGAGCCUUUAUUUGGAGUUGCAAGGCAUUAGUUUCUGAGAUUAAAGCAUCAAAAAAGGAGGUUGAAAUGAUGUUGCAAGAACACAGAUCAACAUCUUUCCAAGGGAAACUGUUAAAGCAUAAUCUUGAUUCAGAAGUCGUCAAUGCUCUCAAUGACCUGAAAAGGAAGCUCAACGAAAGCGAACCAAAGUAGAUGGGAAGUUUGUUUGUACAAAUACCCUUUUUUUUCUAACUCCAUUAUUUCUUCAUUAAUUUAAACCGAAUCUCAUGUUCAUAGGCAUGUCAGUCUGUUCCAAGCUGAUUAAUAGAAGACAAAAUCACAUUGUUUCUCUUUUGUAUACAUAUCCUCUAGACUUCUGACAGAAAAUAACCUCAAGGUUUAUUGAUAUGGCCUAUGGGGAUGAAGUUCUAGGCUCCCCUAGCCUUUCUGAAUUCCAGAUGUAGGGUCUCUAUGUUCCAACAGUGAAGAGAAGCAUAAUAUUUGUGCA
Messenger RNA from Benincasa hispida (wax gourd), 1468 nucleotides. RefSeq names its product yacP-like NYN domain protein. Lineage: Eukaryota; Viridiplantae; Streptophyta; Magnoliopsida; Cucurbitales; Cucurbitaceae. The record is from RefSeq and is a predicted model, not a curated record.